AUGAGCUAUAGUAGCAUCGCACCAGACAAUAACAUGCCAUUACAUUGGGAAAUCUUAUCAAAAACAGAUCUAACAGGAUAUCUUUCACUUAGGAACUUCUUUUACGAACAAAUUCACAAAUCAAGAAAAGGAGAAAGGCUUGAUUCAUUAAGUGACAAGCUAAAUCUAAUUAAAAAGUAUGUAGAUUCAUCAGAGCAAGAUAAAUGGAAGCGUUGCAAGGUUUGUGGUAUCAUUUUCUUUGAUGAAACUUUAAUUAUUAACAUUCAACAACUAAGAAUUCUUUUAGGUAAGUGUAAAUCUUCAAUAAAUGGAUCUCUACAGCAACUUGGCUACACAUCUCUCCCUCAAGGAGCUCCAUUUGGACAAGCGGCAAUAUCACAGUACGAAUUCCUAGUUAAUGAUAAAAGCGAGGUUAAAAAAUGGACUGUGAGAGAGAAAAAGCAAGAAAUUACAGAGAAAGAAGAAACUAUCACCCCUAAGAUUUUGCCAACGGUUCAGUUACAUAAAGUCAUUCCAGAACCAUCACAGAUCGAAACAUGGGACAUACGUAAUCUUCUCAAUAACUCAAUGCCCUGCCCUAUUAAAUUUAGGGCAAAAUUAUUAAACAAAGUUUGUCAACAAGUAUCGAUUCCAGCACAUGCCUGA
Trichomonas vaginalis G3 is the source of this 645-nucleotide messenger RNA. Its product is annotated as transcription-initiator DNA-binding domain ibd family. The transcript has a single exon. The coding region runs from base 1 to 645 and encodes 214 amino acids. Lineage: Eukaryota; Parabasalia; Trichomonadida; Trichomonadidae. The record is from RefSeq and is a predicted model, not a curated record.